GGCGCGAGGGGCCAGGGGCGCCCGGUGCCCGUGAGCAGAAUGGCGCGGGCUGCGACCAUGGGAGGUGUGGCUCUGCAAUUGGGGCUGGGGGCUUUGGCCAAGGCCACCCGGACACGGCUGCGUGGGCAGGAGCGGCCGCGGGCCCCGAGCCCCCUGCUGUCGGAAGCCUCCGCUGAGCGUUUGGUGGCCGCACUGAGCCGGGCCCGGGGGGCAGCGCUCAAGCUGGGACAGCUGCUCAGCAUGGCAGACCCGGCCCUGCUGACCCCGCAGCUCCAGCGGAUCCUGGAGCGGCUCCGGCACCACGCGGAGCCAAUGCCCGGCUGGCAGAGCUUCGCAGUCCUGGAUGAGGAGCUGGGUCCGGGCUGGCGGGAUCAGCUCCAGGAAUUCCAGGAAUUCCCUGUGGCCGCUGCCUCCCUGGGCCAGGUGCACCGGGCACGGCUCCGGAGCGGCGCCGACGUCGCCAUCAAAAUCCAGUACCCGGGCGUCGCCCUCAGCAUCGGCAGCGACAUCGAGAAUCUCCUGACGCUACUGAGCCUCAGCCCUGGCCUGCCCAAAGGGCUGUUUCCCGCUCACUCCCUGCGGACUCUGCAGCGGGAGCUGGAGCUGGAAUGCGACUACGAGCGCGAGGCCGCCAGCGCCGCCCGCUUCCGAUCCCUGCUGGGCUCGGAUCCGUUUUUCCGGGUGCCGGCCGUGGUGGCCCCGCUGAGCUCGCGCCGAGUGCUCUGCACCGAGUGGGGAAGGGGAGAGGCCCUGGAGCGCGGGCAGAGCCUCCCCCAGGAACGGCGGGACCAGAUCUGCUCCCAGCUGCUCCGGCUCUGCCUCCUGGAGCUUUUCCAGUUCCGUUUCAUGCAGACCGACCCCAACUGGGCCAAUUUCCUCUAUGACUCCCAGAGCCACACGGUAACGCUGCUGGAUUUUGGAGCCACCCGGGAAUUUGAGCGGGAAUUCACUGAUCACUACAUCGAGGUGAUCCGGGCCGCAGCUGAGAGGGACGAGGAGAAAAUCCUGAGGAAAUCCCGGGAUCUGAAAUUCCUGACGGGAUUCGAGUCCCAGGCUCUGCAGUCCCUGCACGUCCAGGCUGUGCUGCUCCUGGGGGAGCCCUUUGGGGGUCCCCAGCCCUGGGAUUUCGGGGCUCUGGGGGGGCAGCGAACGGCUCGGGGGGUGCGGGGACUGCUCCCCCAAAUCCUGCGGGACCGCCUGGGUCCCCCCCCCGAGCCCAGCUACGCCCUGCACCGCAAAUUGGGGGGGGUCUUCCUGGCCUGCGCCCGCCUCGGGGGGCGCGUGCACUGCCGGGACAUCUUCCAGGAGGUCUACGAGAGCUACUGGGGCCCCCAAAACCCCCUGGGGGACCCCAAAAUACCGGGGGGAGCCCCCGGAGCGGGGCGGGGGGACAGGGAGCCCCCCCGGUGAGGGUGGGUGGAGACCCCUCCCCAAUAAAGGGGGAUUUGACCCCAAAAUCG
This is a messenger RNA of Cyanistes caeruleus (blue tit), 1460 nucleotides long. Lineage: Eukaryota; Metazoa; Chordata; Aves; Passeriformes; Paridae. The record is from RefSeq and is a predicted model, not a curated record.